AUGACUUCUUCAGCAGACCUCCGAAUUCCCUCGCUCUUCGAUGUCAGCAACCAUGUGGUACUGGUCACCGGAGGAGCAACUGGACUCGGCGAGAUGGCAGCUCAAGGAUUCAUCCAGAACGGCGCACGGGUCUUCAUUGCCAGCCGGAAAGAGUCCGAGUUGAAGAAGACAUCGGAUCGACUGAACGCCCUGGGCCCUGGCAAGUGCGAGUAUAUCGUGGCCGACUUGAAGGACAAGGCUGGCUGCGAUGGACUUGUCAAAGAAGUGAAGAAGCGAACGGACCGCCUGACAGUGUUGGUCAACAACACGGGUGCUUCGUGGGGAGCUCCGUAUGACGACUUCCCCGAGAGCGGAUGGGAUAAGUUGAUGGCCCUGAAUGUCAAGUCCAUCUUCUACACGACCGUCGGAUUGCACGAUCUGCUGCUCAAGGGAACCAAUGCCGACAUGCCCUCGCGUGUCAUCAACGUCGCCUCCAUGGCCGGGAUCCAAACGACCGACGUCACAACAACGGGAGAUGGAGGGCUGUCUGCCCCGGGUCACGGCACCUUUAGCUAUGGGCCAUCAAAGGCCGCGUGCAUCCAUCUCAGCAAGCUGCAGGCAUCCAAAUUGGCCCCAUUGAACAUCAUGGUCAACUGUAUCUGCCCGGGCGUCUUCCCCUCCCGGAUGACAAACUUUGGCAUGGAAAAGUACCUGGACACGCUUCUUGAACGACAACCCACCGGACGAGUGGGCAAGGCAUCCGACUUUGCAGGCUUGGUUCUGUUCCUCAGCAGCAAAGCCUCGGCCCAUAUGACAGGCAAUGUGCUUGAGAUUGAUGGUGGCAGCACACUCACUGGCUGGAGGGCAAAGAAAAGGGAUAACAAGAUCUAG
Molecule: messenger RNA, 870 nt
Organism: Fonsecaea nubica
Lineage: Eukaryota; Fungi; Ascomycota; Eurotiomycetes; Chaetothyriales; Herpotrichiellaceae
Exons: 3
Coding region: 1-870 (289 amino acids)
Source: RefSeq, a predicted model, not a curated record